AUGAAGAACCAAAAAAUUGAUGAGAACGAGCACAUCAAAAAGGAGAUCAAGGACCUGAUUGAGCGGAGUAUACCAACUAAUAGGCCACGUAGGGAAUCAGGCAUCAACCACCCGUACUCAUUUCCGAAUUAUUUGGAGCAAACAAACUUCAAGCCCAAAUACCACGGAAAUGAAGUGCACUACCAGGAAGGGAACAAGGAGAACAUCUCGUGCGGGCGGAAACUGUUUCAAAAGCCCACGUCACUGAAGUUCUUCAGAAAUGAGUACGGCUCCCUUCGGAAGAGCCCAGGCGGAUUCAAGCACAACACAUUUCACAAUAACCGUAGCUUUGCCUAUACAGUUCCAAAAAACUAUAUCACGAACAAGUUUAGCGGCACGACGUUCCUCAAGAGACCUCAUGGAGAGAACUUCUACGAGGCAGCUCAGUAUCCAGUUCGCUGCGAGGAAUACGAUAAGCGGAUUCUGGUACCUGGCAGCAACGAGAAGCUGCGAGACAAGCGCACCACCGUGAUGAUCAAGAACAUCCCCAAUAAAGUCAACAACAAGGAGAUCAAGGAGAUCCUAGACCGAUACGUCUUUGGUAAAUACAACUUCCUAUACCUGCGAAUUGAUUUCGAGAACCACUGCAACGUGGGAUACGCAUUCAUCAACUUCGAGAGGCCCGAGCACGUGAUUGAGUUCUACAGGAAGUUCCAGGGCUACGUCUGGGACAAGCGCAUCUACAGAACCAACAAGAUCGUCCAUUUGGCGUAUGCGUCGAUUCAGGGGAUCGAGGCACUGAAGAACAAGUUCAAGGUCUCCUCUGUGAUGUGCGCUGAUCCCGAUUUCAGGCCCAAAAUGUACCACACGUCUGGAACAGAGGUUGGGGAGGAAAAGGAGUUCUUUGAAUAG
Messenger RNA from Enterospora canceri, 891 nucleotides. The record is from the annotation of a GenBank genome assembly. NCBI's taxonomy places the organism in Eukaryota, Fungi, Microsporidia, Enterocytozoonidae.